This is a messenger RNA of Python bivittatus (Burmese python), 370 nucleotides long. The record is from RefSeq and is a predicted model, not a curated record. NCBI's taxonomy places the organism in Eukaryota, Metazoa, Chordata, Lepidosauria, Squamata, Pythonidae.
GGGCGCCUGCGCCGGCUGAUUAGAUUACUCAGUUGGGUGGGACGGCGGAGUCGCGAGCGGCCCUGGUCCGGUCGGCGAAGUUCGGGGCGCAGCGAUGCCGGGGGCAGUUCUGCUGGUGGCGGCCACGGGGGUCGCUCUCGUUGUGGCCUUGCUGCUGCUUCUCUACCUAAUGUCGCCGCUGGACCAUCCCAAGCCUCUGUCGUUGUCCGGGGCUCACGUUGUGGUAACUGGUGGUUCCAGUGGCAUUGGGAAAAGCAUUGCUAUUGAAUGCUUCAGGCAAGGCGCUUUCCUAACACUGAUUGCAAGAAACGAGAAACGUCUCUUGGAGGCCAAGAAAGAAAUUGAGAAGUUCUCAGUUAAUGAUAAGCAG